Cyprinodon tularosa is the source of this 3155-nucleotide messenger RNA. RefSeq lists its product as uncharacterized. NCBI's taxonomy places the organism in Eukaryota, Metazoa, Chordata, Actinopteri, Cyprinodontiformes, Cyprinodontidae. The record is from RefSeq and is a predicted model, not a curated record. The transcript is spliced from 13 exons. Bases 87 to 2285 code for a protein of 732 amino acids.
AUGAUAGAAAAGAAGAAGAAUAAGAAGAAGAACUUUUUUACGCUGUUGGUCGAAAACUUUCUCUAAUCUCUAUUUUAGGCCCUUCCAUGUUGUUUAAACGCGGGAUGGAACUGAAUUUCGUUAAACACUUAAAUGAUAAUACAGCCGAGUUUAAGAGGACUCUGGAUAGAAUCGUCGACAAGUAUUCAAAACUUGACGAUGAAGACGAGGCGAUAGCUGUGGACAUCAGCAAAAUAACAACAAAGACUCUUGUAUCGUAUUUGGGACGUUACAACAAGUCUCUAGAGUCAAAGACCCAGCCAGAUCUAGAGGACCAAUCCUUAAACUCAGGUACAUCUUCAAACUCUGAGUUACAUUUUCCCCAUGAUGAUGAUGAAUCGGAAAACCAAAGUAUCUACAGCACGGAACUUCCUGAGGACCAUGGCGCAGAUAAGGCAAUGCGCUUGUUGGAUGAAAGCUGCUGGAAUUGGUCAGAGAACGAGCCCCAGCCACCGGACCAGGAUGGAGAUAUGAGUAGCCAGAGCUACUCCCUGGCUGAGCUCUACCCAACGAUGGUCAGUCGGAUAAGAAGAGCCUGGCAUCGGCAGGCUGUCUCUGUGGCCGCCGGCUCUGUGGUGAGGAGGUACCGCAGAUGGAGGCAGAGGCCUAAAGGAAUCCUGAACAGCACAUUUGACCUCACAGCAAGACCAGCUGAUGGUGCUCUUGUAUCGUAUGUGGGACGUUCCAACAACUUUCUAGAUUCAAAGACCCAGCCAGAUCUAGAGGACCAAUCCUUGAACUCAGAUACAUCUUCAAACUCUGAGUUACAUUUUCCCCAUGAUGAUGAUGAAUCGGAAAACCAAAGUGUCUACAGCACGGAAUUUCCUGAGGACCAUGGCGCAGAUAAGGCAAUGCGCUUGUUGGAUGAAAGCUGCUGGAAUUGGUCAGAGAACGAGCCCCAGCCACCGGACCAGGAUGGAGAUGUGAGUAGCCAGAGCUACUCCCUGGCUGAGCUCUACCCAACGAUGGUCAGUCGGAUAAGAAGAGCCUGGCAUCGGCAGGCUGUCUCUGUGGCCGCCGGCUCUGUGGUGAGGAGGUACCGCAGAUGGAGGCAGAGACCUAAAGGAAUCCUGAACAGCACAUUUGACCUCACAGCAAGACCAGCUGAUGGUGGUACAAAAGUUUCAAGCAGUAAGAGGCUGGUCAGAGAGGGAUCAGGCAGCCUUUCAAAGAGUAUGGGGAUUGAGACGAUGCCUCAUCCUAUCCUAUCAACUGUGAAGAGCCUGAGUCCCAGACGGCAGUUUCCUGGUAGGAAGAGAAGAUUGUCGAUUGUCAGACAUGCUCAUUACGCUGCAGUGAUGCAAGGUCUCUCCAAAAAGUCAUGCAAAAAGUCCCACUUUGAGGAGCAGAUUCCCAUCAAUGGUGCCACUCCUUCAAAGCGGCACUGCUCUGAUGCUGAAUCAUCCAUGGAUCAGUUCUUCAAGAGAAAAGGGCUAUCUGGUUCUUCGCAGUCAGCGUAUGUUUCAACCUACGUAGCAGAAGCUCCCUCUGUGCCUUACAUUUACAGCUCCCAAGACAGGCAGAGUCCUUUUAAGGCAAGCAGAAUGGGAACCCUCAGUAGGUCACCUCAUGCAUUUUCCAGAAGCCCCAAUGGUUAUGGUUCGACAGAGCCUAUGACAUCUAGAUCACCAGCCAUCCUUAUGCCUUCUCCUCCAAAGAGGUCUGCUGGGCUUCAUUACCCCCAUGACUCCAGUCGGUCACCCAAGUCGCUGCCCCAUUCUCAUCUGUCAGCCCAGCGAGCAGAGAGCCACCGGGGUUUCAGACAGCACCUCUCCUUCGACUCCUCCCUGUCACGCCCCGUCUCCAUGUCACCAAAGCAAGUGGAUGAGGAUUUCAAAAAGCUUUACCACAAGUUUCUGUGCUGCAAUGAAUCCAAUGCCUUCAACGCCCCUCCUUGUCGAUUGUGUGGAAGGAGCUCUGAGGCCAGAAGGGUCCUCUCCCCCCUGUCUUUGGCAACCCCUGCCUUGUCACCCCACCGCUCCAACCUGAGUAAGUGGUACAUGGAGGAGAGUGAGGAAAGCCACCCACAGUCCAAACGCCUCAGGGAGGUUACCUUUACCUACUCCCCGGGGUCGAAAAAGCAAAGCAACGAGACGCUGAGACGGCGUCGCCUAUCUCGGUCUGAGGCGGGGCCAUCUUUCUGUACAGCCCCUAACAGCGUCAGUGAGACUCAGCAACCCGCAGAAAAUGUGGAGGAAUGGCUGAUCAAACACCAGCCUUUCUUUGCAGCCAAAGCCUACAGAUGAACCAGGACUCAUCUGCAGAUGUUGACCUACCCUACCUAUUCAUGGAUCAUUUUUCCAAGAUCUAAUUUAAGUUGGGUUGUUUAAAACUUUUGAAACUUUUUCUACUGUUCUUUAUCAUUAUUUUGGUUCUCAGUGAUAAAAAAGUUUUGUAUUGCAGCUUUUUUUUUUUUUUAUUGGCAAAAAGCACCUUAAUUUUGUUGUACAAUGUUUACAUUUCAUUUAUUAAAAGUUCAAAGGGUUAAAACUAUAUUGGCAAAACAUAGGUUUCUUUGGUCUCAAAUCUUUUGUGUUUCUUGACAUUUUAAUGUUGUUUGGAAAUACUUUGAUUACACAGAAAAAUAUACACUUUUGUAAAUACAUUUGAUGUAUACAUCAUGGAUCAUUUUUCAAGAUCUAAUUUAAGUUGGUUUGGUUAAAACUUUUGAAGCUUUUUCUACUGUUUAUCGUUAUUUUGGUUCUCAGUGAUAAAAAAAAAGUUUUGUAUUGCACCUUUUUUUGGCAAAAAGCACUUUAAUUUAAUUGUACAAUGUUUACAUUUCAUUUAUUAAAAGUUCAAAGGGUUAAAAAUAUAUUGGCAAAACAUAGGUUUCUUUUUUUUGGUCUCAAAUCUUUUCUGUUUCUUGACAUUUUAAUGUUGUUUGGAAAUACUUGGAUUACACAGAAAAAUAUACAAUUUUGUAAAUACAUUUGAUGUAUAUGUCAUGGAUCAUUUUUCAAGAUCUAAUUUAAGUUAGUUUGUUUAAAACUUUUGAAACUUUUUCUACUGUUUAUCGUUAUUUUGGUUCUCGGUGAUAAAAAAAAAGUUUUGUAUUGCACCUUUUUUGUUGGCAAAAAGCACUUUAAUUUUGUUGUACAAUGUUUACAUUUAAU